Molecule: messenger RNA, 1212 nt
Organism: Didymella exigua CBS 183.55
Lineage: Eukaryota; Fungi; Ascomycota; Dothideomycetes; Pleosporales; Didymellaceae
Exons: 5
Coding region: 343-1002 (219 amino acids)
Source: RefSeq, a predicted model, not a curated record
CCCACUAGGAAGCUGCAACCUCUGUACUUAGGCCUGCUCCACGGUCUCCCAAAACAGGUCGCCGCAGCCACUCAUCACGCCCCCAUCAGAACCCACCACUGUCACAGGCCAUCUCGCUUGUGCGGUAUCUUGGUCUUACCCCCGCCUUCUACUUCCUCUGGCGCUUGGAAUAACCUCCUGGACACCACCCUACGGAAUAAUAGGCUUCUCUGUCAUUGCCAUCCGAGCUGACAGCAUUUGGUCCCAGUGCCCCUCCUUGUCCUCUUUGAGCCUGGCCCAUUUCGACACUGACAUCAGUAUCAUCUUCUCUUUCAUCAAUCACUUCUCACAGCCUCAGCCAAUAUGUCGCGAGCAAAUCAGUGGUUUGUUCUGGGCGAUGGCAUCGCACGAGAGGUCAUCACGGCCGAUAUCCAGCGCUACCUGGGUCCUGAUGCGCUUGUCAGGCCUGGCACAGGCACCGGCGAAUACCAGGGCCAGCCAGGCUACUGGAUCACCGCAUAUCGAACGCUCACUUCGCAAAUGAUCCAGGAUCUGAAGAUGGAUUCGCAGCGCUGGCAGCAGGAGCGACAGCCAGGCGAGGGACGCGGAGCUUACCAAGACUCGCGCACCCACGCGGCGCGCCAGCACUGGGGUCCCUCAAAGCCGGUUGAGCACCCCUCUGCUGCAGACCCUUACGACCGCCAGUCUGCUCCUAGGGCAUCAUCCGGAUACGCAACAUCGGCGGCAUACGCACCCAGUGAAGGACACUACACAACUGCCCCGGUUAGUUAUGGAAGUGCGCAAUCAGGAUACCAGGCUGCACCAUCCUCGGCCGCACCCAGGACCCAGCCCGCGGACCCCUAUGCCAGUUACUCGCAACGUGAAGGAUACCAGUCCCAGGGUUAUGGUUCUUACCCAUCGCAGUCACCAACAGAUGCCUACGGCCGACCUACCGCCGCCCCGACAUACGCGACCCCAAGGUAUUUUGGAUACACCGACGACAUCUUUUUGGUCUAUCGCUAAGCCCCCAGUAGUGCUACUCCUGCUCCUGCUCCAGGCUACUACAUUGCUUCAGACGGUCGACAAUACCCAUUGUCACAGCAACCACAGCCAUCUUCCCGCAGCUCGCAAUCUGGAUACCGGAAACACUAGGCCGGUGCUCAAACCUGAUGAAUGCGCAGCAACUGGAGGCAGCCUUCCUGUGACUGUCAGCCUUCAACCACUGUUACUCCG